Messenger RNA from Ostrinia nubilalis (European corn borer), 1346 nucleotides. Its product is annotated as alpha-tocopherol transfer protein-like. The transcript is spliced from 7 exons. The record is from RefSeq and is a predicted model, not a curated record. NCBI's taxonomy places the organism in Eukaryota, Metazoa, Arthropoda, Insecta, Lepidoptera, Crambidae. Gene Ontology annotation, cellular component: membrane. Bases 76 to 1032 code for a protein of 318 amino acids. Gene Ontology annotation, molecular function: phosphatidylinositol bisphosphate binding.
AAGAAUUGAGUUUCGCGUUUGAGCUUUGUCGAUCAACAGUCACAUAGUUUAUUUUGCAUCAAUAAUUUACACAAAAUGGCAAUGUCAAUACGUCCUUUAGCACCAGAAUUAGCUGAAAAAGCUUGUACAAACUUUCAAGAAGACAUGGAUAAAUUGCGUGAUGCAGUGCAAGAGAUCAGGGAUUGGUUACAAACCCAACCUCAUCUUAAAGCCAGAACAGAUGAACAAUGGUUAGCCAGUUUUAUUCGAGGUUGUAAAUAUAACAUGGAGAAAGUGAAGAAAAAACUCGACUUAUUUUAUACUUGUCGGCUCACUGCAAGUGAUUUUAAUCGGUUGCAUCAUAGAAAUGAAACUUUUAGGAGACUGGUAGAUUCUGGAUUCUACUUACCGUUGCCCAGGCUGAAGGACCCUGCAGCGCCACGUGUCACUUUGAUACGUUUGGGAGUCCCUGGUUUAUUGGAAUUGGGCGCCAUUAAUGCAUUCUCAGUUACACAAACCAUUGACAAGUUAAUGCUCGUGGACGAUGAUAAUUCAAUAAUAGCAGGCAACAUAGUAAUAAUAGAUUGCCGUAAUAUGAACCUAUUGCAGUGGUUGCAAUUGCAACCACUACAAAUUAAGAUGAUUAUAGUGAGCCAGCAGGACGCAGUACCAUUUCACACAAAUGCUUCUUAUCUGAUAAAUCUUCCGAAUGAUUUCUCGGGGCUUUUGAGAGAGAUCCUAAGACUACUUGAUGACCAAAGUCAAAAUCAACUAAAUGUCGUUGAUGAGAAUAACUACGAAGAAAUGUACACCAAUCCCGGCCUUUCACAAGAUAUUAUGCCUGAAGAAUACGGCGGAAGUGGUGGCACACUGCAAGAAAUUAUUGAUUACUGGCGUGCGAAGAUAGAGGAAUACAGUGAGUGGCUGGAGGAGGACCUCCAGUUCGGCACGGACGAGGCCCUGAGGCCGGAGGGACCGAGGACGACGGAGAACAUGUUCGGACAGGGCUUGCCGGCAGAGUAUCCAUCCUUCUAUAACUCACUGAAUUUGUGAUAUAGGUUCACAUUAACAUGUGAAACUACCGUAUAAAUUAAGGCUGGGUUGCACCAUCUUACUUUAACUUUGACAAACGUCAAAAAUCUGUCAAACUCCAUACAAAAUACACCGGUUAUCGUUAUAGUAACUGUCAAAGUUAGGUGGUGCAACUCAGUCUAAGUAUAAGUAUAAUGAUGAGCACUUUGUUUGGCACCAAAAAGCUGCCGGAACUUGUCCUCCAAUUAGGUACCUACAUGCUGCACUGCAGCUAACCAUUUCAAAUGUAAACAGUUUUAUGAUAUAAAUAUUAAUAAAUAAAAUAAAUCAAUCAA